Molecule: messenger RNA, 468 nt
Organism: Perkinsus marinus ATCC 50983
Lineage: Eukaryota; Perkinsozoa; Perkinsida; Perkinsidae
Exons: 3
Coding region: 1-468 (155 amino acids)
Source: RefSeq, a predicted model, not a curated record
AUGUCCAGUACUAAAGCUGACACCGCAACACCAGCAGCGACCAAGGAUCCAGAAUGCCCGUUGAACGGUCAUCAUCAUCGUAAGAAGGUAGGCGCUGCCAACCCCACCUUCGAGAAGCUCUUCGAUGAUGGUCGUCCGGCGAUCCUGUCGGAUGCUGAUAGACUCAGUUAUGAGACGUUAAAGCUGUAUGGCUCAGCCAUAAGAGAUGCUCUCCAAAAUGAUAUCCAAGCGAGGAUGCUCCCGGAGUUGAACAGAGCAGGUGCUUUCGAGUCUACUGAGCAUCUGGCUGAGCUCGUUGGGACCAUGAAGGCUACUAUAUAUCGAUCUGUGGCCCAUAUGGUGAUGGACGAGACGUUUAUUGAUAGGAUAGCUUCCGAGAUGGAUAAGGGCACCUGUGACGCUGUGUCCAGCGGACAUGUAGUGAGCCAUAUCGCUGUACUCUUCAACAAGGAGGGUGUAGCAGUGUGA